Messenger RNA from Colletotrichum costaricense, 1710 nucleotides. Its product is annotated as AMP-binding enzyme. The transcript is spliced from 4 exons. Bases 1 to 1710 code for a protein of 569 amino acids. NCBI's taxonomy places the organism in Eukaryota, Fungi, Ascomycota, Sordariomycetes, Glomerellales, Glomerellaceae. The record is from RefSeq and is a predicted model, not a curated record. Gene Ontology annotation, molecular function: CoA-ligase activity.
AUGUUGUUCGUCCCUGACCAAUCUCUUCCCCAACUCCCAAGCAUUCCCGACACAGUGCCCCUCUGCGAUUUCAUGUUUGAUGAGCAGUAUGGACGGCACCCCGUUGCGACAUCUCUUGAUCCCUAUACUUGUGGACUGAGUGGUAGCAGUAUCUCGGCCCAGGAACAGAAAGGUCGUGUUGAGGCCCUUGCGAGAUCAUUGGCUCAGGAAUUCGGAUGGAGUGUCAAUCAGGGCAGUGAGUUCGACAAGGUGGUCGGCAUAUUUGCCCUCAACACUGUGGACAUAAUGGGAUUAUCCUGGGCCGUCCAUCGCUUGAAUGGCAUCUCUUCCCCUGCAAACGCGAUGUACAAUGCAGAAGAGCUCACACAUCAACUCGUGACAUCAAAGUGCAAAGCGCUCUUCACCGUUCAGUCUCUUCUGCCCGUCGCACUGAAAGCUGCUAAAGCUGCCGGUAUUCCAGAGUGCUGCAUCUACCUCUGCGACAUGCCUGGCCAGCAGGAGGCGAAGUUCGAACAGUACAAAACGGUCGCUGAGCUUAUUCUUCGAGGCCAAACUUUGCCACAACUUGAGCCAAUCAAGUGGAAUCGUGGUCAAGGACAAAGACAGACAGCAUUUCUCUGCUACUCCAGUGGUACCUCUGGUCUACCGAAAGCGGUCAUGAUCUCACACAAAAAUGUCAUUGCCAACAUUAUCCAAUUGUCACUUUUUGAUCAAGCAGACCGAGACGCCAUUGCUCCGGCGUAUCGCGACAUUGGACUUGGCCUUCUACCUCAAUCCCACAUCUACAGCCUGAUCAUUAUAUGUCACGCCUCAACAUAUAGGGGCGACUCGGUAAUCGUGCUACCAAAGUUCGACUUGAACACAUACCUCCGCACAAUAGAGUAUUUCAAAAUUAACACCCUCUAUCUCGUUCCGCCGUUGGUUAUCGCAAUGAUCAACAAUCUUGAAACACUAAAGAAAUACGAUCUUUCCUCCGUCAAGCGGGUGUGGGUCGGGGCGGCACCGUUAGGGCUGGAGGCAACUAAUGCACUGCUCUCCGCGUAUCCCUCCUGGAAGAUAACUCUCGGAUAUGGCAUGACAGAAACAUGCGUCGUUGUCACUUCCGGUACGCCUAGGGACAUUGUCGUUGGCAGUUCCGGCCUGAUUUUGCCAGGCUUUGAGAUCAUGCUCGUUGACCCGGACGGCAAGCGGGUGGACACAUACAACGAGCCGGGCGAGGUGUGGGUGAAAUCGCCAAGUGUUGUGCUCGGCUACCUGAAUAACGAGUCUGCAAAUCGCGACACUUUCGUUCACACGGAGAAUGGUCGGUUCAUCAAGACAGGAGACGUCGGGGAAAUGCGGAAGGCACCCAGCGGAAAGGAGCACCUCUGGAUCGUGGACCGAAUCAAAGAACUCAUCAAAGUCAAGGGUCAUCAAGUUGCUCCGGCUGAACUAGAGGCGUGCCUAUUGGGCCAUUCAAGCGUGGCGGAUUGUGCCGUCAUUUCUGUGCCGGAUGAUCGUGCCGGCGAAGUCCCAAAGGCUUACAUUGUCAAGUCGGGGCCAUGUUCCGAGAAGGGUAUCCAGGAGUACGUGCAGGCCAGGAAAGCUCCCCACAAAUGGAUCAAGGGAGGCAUCGAGUUUGUGGAUGCGAUUCCCAAGUCUCCUUCGGGCAAGAUACUAAGACGGUUGUUGAGAGACCGUGAGAAGCAGCGGCGUGCAGCAAAGCUAUGA